Molecule: messenger RNA, 4261 nt
Organism: Ictalurus furcatus (blue catfish)
Lineage: Eukaryota; Metazoa; Chordata; Actinopteri; Siluriformes; Ictaluridae
Gene: kcnn1b
Product: potassium intermediate/small conductance calcium-activated channel, subfamily N, member 1b
Exons: 9
Coding region: 166-1773 (535 amino acids)
Biological process (GO): potassium ion transmembrane transport
Cellular component (GO): neuronal cell body; plasma membrane; neuron projection
Molecular function (GO): calmodulin binding; small conductance calcium-activated potassium channel activity
Source: RefSeq, a predicted model, not a curated record
GGCGCGCGAGCGGAAUGGCACCGUGACGGAGACACGAACCCGAGCGCAGAGCACGAGCCUCAGAGAAACCAAGGACAUCAGGUGAGUGCGGAUGGCAGCAGGCUGAGCCAUGCUCGGUCGCGGUCUUCGCUGUCGCCCAGCGGCCCCGCGCUCCCUCAGAUAGCCAUGAACAGCUGUAAGUACAAUGGCGGCGUGGUGAGACCGCUGGGCAGCAGGAACCUGGCCGAUCUGGACUCGGAGACACAGCCGCUGCAGACGCUCCACACUUCCGGCCUCGAGGUCGUGGUGUCAAAGGGCAACGGCGACGAGCCGGGCAAGCCGCUGCGCGAGGAUGCCAGCAACGCACCGCACAAAAGGAACAAGGACAUCGGCUACAAGCUCGGCCAUCGGAGGGCGCUGUUUGAAAAGCGCAAGCGCCUCAGCGACUACGCCCUCAUCUUUGGCAUGUUUGGCAUCGUCGUCAUGGUGACGGAGACGGAGCUCUCGUGGGGGGUUUACACAAAGGAAUCCUCAUAUUCAUUUGCACUGAAAUGCCUUAUCAGCCUUUCCACUCUAAUCCUCCUCGGUCUGAUUAUUAUGUAUCAUGCACGAGAAAUUCAGCUUUUCAUGGUGGACAACGGAGCGGACGAUUGGCGGAUAGCAAUGACUUACGAGCGCAUUCUGUUCAUCGUGCUGGAGCUUCUGGUGUGCGCCAUCCACCCAAUCCCGGGACAGUACGUUUUCACGUGGACAGCACGGUUGGCGUUCACGUACACACCGUCUGUGGCCGACGCUGACGUGGACAUCAUCCUGUCCAUCCCCAUGUUCCUGCGUCUCUAUUUAAUCGGCCGUGUCAUGCUGCUGCACAGCAAACUGUUCACGGACGCUUCGUCGCGCAGCAUCGGCGCCCUCAACAAGAUCAACUUCAACACACGCUUCGUCAUGAAGACCCUCAUGACCAUCUGCCCCGGCACCGUGUUGCUGGUCUUCAGCAUCUCCUCGUGGAUCAUUGCUGCCUGGACGGUGCGCGUGUGUGAAAGAUAUCACGAUAAACAGGAAGUGACGAGUAACUUCCUGGGUGCGAUGUGGUUGAUCUCCAUCACCUUCCUGUCCAUUGGAUAUGGAGACAUGGUGCCACACACCUACUGCGGGAAAGGAGUGUGUCUGCUGACGGGAAUCAUGGGGGCGGGCUGCACUGCGCUGGUGGUCGCAGUGGUGGCCAGGAAGCUCGAGUUGACCAAGGCAGAGAAACAUGUGCAUAACUUUAUGAUGGACACUCAACUCUGCAAAAGAGUGAAGAACACGGCUGCUAACGUACUCAGGGAAACGUGGCUCAUCUACAAACACACCAAGCUCGUGAAGAAGAUCGACCAUGCCAAGGUCAGGAAACACCAGCGCAAGUUCCUGCAGGCGAUCCACCAACUGCGCAGUGUGAAGAUGGAACAGAGGAAGUUGAACGAUCAAGCCAACACACUCGUUGACUUAGCCAAGACGCAGAAUGUGAUGUAUGACCUGGUGUCGGAGCUGCAGGAGCGCAGUGAGGAACUGGAUAAGCGGAUCAGUCAUUUGGAGGAGAAGCUGGACUCCAUCGCUCUGAGCGUCCAGUCUCUCCCCGAGCUGCUGAACCGAGCCAUAACGCAGCAGCAGCGCCACCUGCUGGACGGCCUCAUCCACCACUCCACACACUCCACACACUCCACACACUCAUCACACUCCUCACACACCAGCUCGGCAUCCGUGCGCCGCCGGAGGUCGCCGUCCACCGCUCCUCACACGUCCUCCGACAGCGGCUAACACACACAUACAUACACACACAUUAUAGACACACGUGUGCUUCUCUGACUAACACGGCUCGAGAAAAAAAGACUUCAAUGACUUUAACACACUGACACGAAAAAAGAAGAAAAAAAGAAAUAAAAAUUACGUAAUGAGUUAACAGUUCAUGGUAGACAUAUGGUUUACGUUUAGCCAUUGUAUGGCUGUUUAAAGUUAGCUUUUUUGUAAAAGCCCUUGUAUAGUUUACGGACUGGAUCCAGGGUGUGGGGGGGGGGGCACACACACACACACACACUCAUAUACACACACUCGCACACUAAUACACACUGCUGGCUGAGAAAAUGUCGUCUUUUCUCAUGAUGAAGGACAUCAGCGGAGGAUAAAGCGGGACGGAGAGACGCGGGACUGAGCGAUGGUCGCGGGAUAACACACGGGCCUUUGGGAGCUCUGAACCUGAGCAAAGAAAAAAAAACGCCACAAUAUAUCAAAAACACACACAGAAUUAUUCGUAAUGUUAAAGCCACAGAACACACACUCGCCACUGAUCGUCCAAAUCUAACUCCUAACCAAAACAAGCAGGAAAAAUAAUCUGGUGUAUUUUUACACGAAGAUGAAGAGCGAUAGUUUACAGCCGUGCCCUGGGGUUUGUGUUGUUGUUGUUGGUUUUUUUUGUUUGUUUGUUUGUUUUUUUUACAAAGCAUGCUGGGUAAAAGUGUCAGGUUUGAAAAUCGAAUCACUGUGUGCAAGCGUACGCUUUAUUAUCAGUGUCUUUUAGCUUUUCUUUUCAUCACUGUUUAUUUUCAGUGCUGUGCCUGUCGGGAUAUUUUACUGAAACACUCCUUUUUUCCAUUGCUUUCUUUCUUUUAUUUUGAUUUUUUUUUUAUUUCUAAAAAAAAAAAUAUUUUACAAAAUGUACGCAAGUGCCCAAAAACAGAUUUUAAGGUAAGACGUCUUUAAGGUGUGUGCUGAUGAGUUUUUAUAUCGCGGUAGUUUUAUGACGGUUUACGAUAUUAUCACGAUAUUAUUGUCCUGAAACAGAAGUACGAUGUGGUGAUCGUGGUGGAACCUCACAUUACAGAAUUAGCAUCUCGACAUAAACAGUUUUUUCUUUAAGCGUAUUUUAUAGUGAUGUUUGCCAAAUAAAUAGCUGGCUAAUUAAACUAUAAAAUAAAGUUCUGUCAUUUAAAAAAUAAGCAUAUUAUUUAAGCUAGUACAAUCCCCUCAGCUAGCCUUGUAUUUAUAGAAUGGUAGUAGCUAGCUAACUCACAUCUUAGCAAGUUAUUUAGCUAGUUAUGCAUAACCUUUUCUUCGUCCCUCGGCGUAUUGCUAGCCCGUUAGUUAUAUGUAAAAUCUUCUAAACUAAAGAAAACGUCACUUAAAUUCUGGUUAAACUGAACACAUUCACUUAACUUUUCUCUUAUUUUUCCAUUUAAAAGACUCUGUGUGAAACCGAUUAGCGUAACAGCACCUCUGUGUUCGGCUAACAUUGGUGAUAAACAGAUCGCCGUCGUCAUGGUAACUUUAAAUUAUAUUCCAACAUGUUCGGCUGCUGUUAAACGAAUCAGUAAGAAAAACGAGGAUGUCAAAUCAAACCCCUGAAACCGUGACUAAUCCGAGCUAGCUUAUUAGCAGUUAGAUUCCUGGCUAGCGUAGAGGGUGAUGAGGGUGGAGAUGCAGAGGAGCUCCUCAGUUUUAUUCGUGUUUACUGACUUACAGUUAAUGCGUUAUUCGGUAAAAAUGACAUUUAUUGGUUUAAAAUGAAAAUCGCUAGAUAUUUAUGUUUAGCUACAUACGCCACUGCUGUUGUAACGUUUUACUUUUUCAGAAUUAAAAAAUGUAAUUUGCAGGUAAAACAGCAGCCCACCACCACCACCACCACCACACCGCUGAAGGGAAUUAUGGGAUUGCGUUCCCACAGAGUCGCGUUCUCUGGUUGGUUGUGAGGAUCGUGAUGUUAUCGUAUAUCUGAUUAUCGGCACAUUCCUGACGUCUGCUGGACCUCAGAGGCUGAACGUCGCUGAUGAUGAUGAUGAUGAUGAUGAUGAUGAUGAUGAUGAUGAUGUGGAGGUAAACGUGGGUGUUUGGAGGUGUGUGCUAUAAACAGAGACAUUUUACUCAGAGCUUCCAAGGGUCCUCGCGGCUCAGCACUGGGACUUUGGCGGUGGAAACGCGGCGGACGUUCGACCCACCGAUGCAUGUUUCAAUGCAAACGAGGACUGAGCUAACCUAUGGGACGGCUUUAGGUUCAUUUCUUCCUUUCUCUUCCUUGAUUUUUAAUUUUUUUUUAACAAAAAAGAUUCCUUUUUUAUGAUUUAUCUAGGAUUUUUAUAGCUUGUAGAGGAGAUUAACUAUAAUAAUUCCUACAGAGUGGCAGCAUAGUUGAAUUCAUGCAUUCCUUAGAUCAAAGACCAAAAAACACCAAGAAUUUAAAAAAAAAAAAAAAAGACAAAGAAGAGACGAAUUUGUCAUUCGGGUAUCAUCAUAGAUCUCAUGAAAUUAAAACCAA